This is a messenger RNA of Didymodactylos carnosus, 2451 nucleotides long. The record is from the annotation of a GenBank genome assembly. Lineage: Eukaryota; Metazoa; Rotifera; Eurotatoria; Philodinida; Philodinidae.
AUGGAUGCAUUUAAUAACAAUACAACAUUUGAUAAUGUUAGUGAUAGUUGUAAUAAUAAUGAUGAUAAUAGCGAAGAUCGUGGAACGAGAAUUCACAACGAUAGUGCUGAAGACGUUGGAUUUACAGAAGAUAUUUUGCAUGAUAAGAAAACAUAUCGACCAAUACCUAUGAAAACAAUUAUACCUGGAGUAUUAUUUAUAAAUGAUUAUGAAUUAGAUUAUGUAGAUAAACAACGAAGUCGUUUUCCAAAUAUUAACUGGGAACCUGAUACACGAAAAACCAACAGUAAAACACAUGGUAAACCUAGUUCAACAUGGUGGUCUGGUAGUCGUCAACAAUGGUUAAGAGCUGUUUGUACCAAUAAUAUUUAUGGAUUAUUAUGUUCUGUUUGUGCACAAUAUGGAACAGAUGAUGUUCGAAUACAACGAGCACAUGGUGCAUUUAUUGUUAAACCAUAUUACAAAUUACAAAAAAAAGGCCUUGAUGGUAUUACAAAUCAUGAAGUAAGUCAGAUCCAUUUACAAUCAAUAAGUACGGCAAGUGCAAAGCUAACAAAAAACGAUAAUAAUACAAUAAUUGGAAAAAUUAAUGCAAUAAACAUGAAUACUUGUACAUUAAAUUAUUUACGUGCAUUAGCACGAACAUUUUUAUUUAUCAAUUUGGCAGAACCAAUAACAAAAUGGUUAUCAGUUUCAAACAACAAACAACGAUAUUGGAGUGGGGAAAGUCGGGCCGAAUGGUUGCUCAGUGUUAAAUCAUAUUUAUGGAAAAAGCAAUUAAACGAAUUAAAAAAUGCAAACUUUUUAACAGUUAUGCUUGAUGAAACAACUGAUAUCAACAAUUUAAAACAACUUGUUAUUUGUCUUCGUUUUUUUAAUACAGCAACGUCAUCAAUAGUCGAACAAAUUUUUCGUUUAACACCUAUCGAAUCUCAAACUGGAGAGAAUUUAUACAAUAAAUUAUGUGAAUUUUUGACAAAUAUUCAAAAUGAAUUAGAGAAAGAAUUUAUAAUUGUAUGUCAAUGCUACGACGGAGCUUCAGCUCUUCGUUUUCAAUUACAAGGACAUUUUCGUGCUAGAUGGUGUGCAUUUGCUAUUUACUUAUAUUGUCGAUCACAUCUUCUCAAUUUAUGUGUUAAAGACGCAAUUGGUUCUGUGUUUAAUAAAACCUACAAAUUGGUACGUUCUACUCUUAUUUUUAUUCGUGAUGGAGCAUUUCGUGCUAUACUAUUAAAACGUUCACAAGAAAUACAAGCAACGAUUACAAAUAGUAAUAAUGAAUCAGAUAAUGACGAUAAUCUUAAUGAUACAUCAUCGCAAAAUAACAACAAGAAUAAUCGUGUACAAUAUGUCCAACAAAAACCUCGACCAAAAAAAGCAACACUAGCAAUUCCAACACCAAGUGAUACAAGAUGGAUAUAUCAUUACCAAUUAAUUAGUUUUAUGUGGAAGCAUUUAGCAGCAGUAGUGGCUACGUUAAGUCAGAUAGUAGAAAAAGAUGAUGAUGGUUCGCCAACAGCAAAUGGCUAUGCAUUACAAUUAAUUGAUAAAACAACAAUAUUUGAAAUAAAUGUGAUGGAAAAUGCAUUAAGACAUUCAUAUUUUUUUUUAAAAGAAAUUGAACAUCGAUCAUCAACAUUAGAUAAAUUUUGCAUAUGUCUCGAUUCGACAAAAGAAGCUAUUGCUAACACAAUGAACGUAUUUGAUUUUGAAUUAUAUAAAGAAAAAUUAGCUACAAUUGACAACAUUGUUCCAACAGUUCUACUAACAUCACAAUGUACACGUCGUGGUGGUCAACAUAGGACAACAAAUGAUCAAAAUAAUGAUAUAAAUAUUGAUAAAUUAAUUAAACAUGGAUAUUUAUUUUUAGAUAAAUUUAUGGAAUCAAUCGAAGAUCGUUUUAAUCAAAAUUGUCGAAUGGUUGUUGAUAAUAUUACUUAUUUUUCUAAUCCACAAGAAUAUGAUGAUAAUAAAUUAAUUGAUAAUGAAUUAUUGCUGUUCUACUGUAAUUCAAUACAUUUUAAACAUAAAGAUACGAAUAAAUCAAUGUACGAAAAAACAGAAAAUGCAAUUUUAAACAAACAUUUAUUACAAAAACAAUUACUACAAUUUCGUUCAACAAUUCGAACAAUAACUGGUUUACUUGAAAUUACAAAAUGUUUAUCAAAAUGCGGUGUUUAUCGUUUAUCUGAAUGGUACAAGUUUUACCAAAUAUUAAUUACAAUACCAUUAGGUGCUAAUGAAUGCGAAAAAUCAUUUAGUGCAUUAACAAGAAUCAAAACAAAGUUACGUAAUAGACUUGGAAAUGAUGCACUUGAAACAACAGUUAAAUAUGCAAUAAUGAAACCGUAUAUGAACAAUGAUGAUAUUGACUAUAUUGUUUCUAAUUUUUAUGCUAAUCCUACAAGAGCAGAAUCUCGAAAUGUUAAAAUAUUUGUUGACGAUAGUUAA